Messenger RNA from Mesorhabditis spiculigera, 3378 nucleotides. The record is from the annotation of a GenBank genome assembly. Lineage: Eukaryota; Metazoa; Nematoda; Chromadorea; Rhabditida; Rhabditidae.
AUGGAGUGCGACGUGGCAAGGCAUCAUAUAGACUCGUUCAACUACCUGCUCGACCCAGGAGUCGAUUUGGCGGCCAAAAGCCUUACCCCGAUCAAGUUCCGAUGGCCCAGCGGCGAGGCGGUGAUAAUGAAGUACAAAGGGGCGAGGAUCGAGAACCCCAGAAUUGGCAGCACGGAUGAACCGAUGUACCCGUCGGAAUGUCGUCAGCGGGGAAUGACUUACCGUGGCCGUCUCCUUGUCGAUAUCGAGAUCACGCUGAAUGGUUUGCUACUCGAUAAUCUCAACGAUGUCUAUAUUGGGGAUGUUCCUAUUAUGUUGAUGUCAAAAAAGUGUAAUCUGCAAAAACUUAAUCAGAAACAACUGGUGGCUAACGGCGAAGAGGCGACGGAACGUGGAGGUUAUUUCGUCAACAAGGGAUCAGAAAAAGUCAUUCGAAUGCUGAUCGCCAACAGACAAAAUUACCCAAUUUCCAUCGUCAGGGAGAGCUUCAGGGACAAGGGAAUGCUCUAUUCGAAGUAUGGUGUAAUCCUUCGUUCGGUCCUUGACCUCCACACCACAUCCAUGAUCACUAUGCAUUACUUGGAAAGUGCCACCAUGGUCGUUGCUAUCCAGUACGAAAGAGAAACUUUCUACAUACCGCUAAUGUAUAUCAUCAAGUCGCUGACGAAAAAGAGUGACUCCGAGCUGGACACGAUCUUUAGAAGGGGUCGCCAGGAUGACAUGUUUUGGAAAUCGAUUGUCUCGAAUAUGAUGCUGCAAUGUCAGGAAGAUGGGAUCCUUCAUCAGGAAGUGGCAUUGAAGACGCUCGGCACUCGUUUCAGACAAAGCCUUAGCCUACGCAUGGGGCCUUGGGAGGACGUUUUGGACGCUGGUAAAUAUCUGAUGGAUCGUUGCGUGGCAAUUCAUUUGAAAGACUGGGAAGAUAAGCUGCAUCUGUUGGUCUACAUGGCGCAGAAGCUCUAUGCGCUUUCGACGGGACAAUCGGCGCCGGAAUCGCCCGACAACCCACAAUUCCAAGAGGCUGCCCUUGGUGGUCACAUCAUGUUGCAGAUUUUGAGGGAGAGAAUGGAAAGCGUGCUGAGGAUUUGUAAAUUUGUGUUGGUUAAGAAGGCGACCCGGUCGCCAAAAUAUGUCCUUUCUAGUGCCGAAGUUCAGCGUAUCCUGCUCCCGAGCACAAAGGGGAAGAACGAGAUUACGCAAGGAAUCGAGUAUUUCAUAGCUACCGGAAAUCUGGUCACGAAGCUGGGAAUCGGCCUUCAGCAAUACACGGGUUACUCGGUGGUCGCCGAACGGAUCAACCAACUCCGUUUCAUCUCGCAUUUCAGAGCCAUUCACAGGGGCGCUUUCUUCACGGAAAUGAGGACGACUGAUGUCCGCAAACUUCGGCCGGAGUCUUGGGGAUAUAUUUGUCCCGUCCACACUCCCGACGGAGCCCCUUGCGGUCUUCUAAAUCAUAUCACAGCUGGUUGCCGGAUCGCCACACAUUACUCUGACACUUCCAAGCUAAUGUCAUUCAUGCAACGGCUCGGAUUGUACACCCACCAGAUGAUGACAUUUGUGCCACCCGAUGUUGAGAUGUACCCCGUCUAUGCUAUGGGAAAUCAUGUCGGCUUCAUCCCGGUGGGCAAAGCACCGGUUUUCGAGCGGCUUCUCCGUUUGGCUAAAGUCUCAGCCACCGACACGCGCGUUCCAUUCGAUGCUGAGAUCGCAUUGGUUCGAAAAUCUCCUGAUCCCAAGAAUAUCAUCACGCAGCAUCCGGGCGUCUACAUUUUCACCGAGCCGGCCAGAAUGUAUCGUCCCGUUCGUAAUUUGAUCACGGACAGCACCGAAAUGAUCGGCAUUUUCGAGCAAGUAUACCUUUCCGUGGCAUUGGACCCUGAAGACGCGGAGCCUGGAGUCACCCUGCAUCAGGAACUGCACCCUUCGUGCCUCUUUUCCUAUGCAUCGAAUCUGAUCCCGUUCCCGGAUCACAAUCAGUCGCCCCGCAACAUCUACCAAUGCCAAAUGGCGAAGCAGACGCUCGGUACCGCAAUCCAUUCCUGGUUCUAUCGCAACGACAACAAGAUGUAUCGACUGCAGUUUCCGCAAAAACCGCUGCUCAAAACGGAGGCGCACGACCUCUACGGGAUGGACGAAUAUCCAUCCGGGACGAAUGCUUGCCUAUUUGACCGACAAUUAGGCUACGACAUGGAAGACGCGAUGGUGAUCAAUCGCGGUUCCUUUCAACGAGGUUUCGCUCAUGGCACCGUCGUCAAAGUCGAAGAGGUUGAUCUAACCGAGAAAAAUGGCCAAGAGUUGAUCUUCUUCAUGGAGAAUCCAGCAGGCACGCUCCACAAGACAAUCGACCCCGAUGGACUGCCCAUUCAGGGACGGCGAUACCAAGAAGGCGAACCUUACAUGACGACCUUCAAUCUGGAAACCGGUCAGCAACGCGUUCACAAAUUCCACUACGCCGAGCCGGCCUACUGUGGAUUCGUGCGCCUCGUCACGUCAGACGAAUAUCCGAAUCUUGCCGUGAAAGCGUUGAUCCAAUGGCGAAUUGAGCGCAACCCCAUCAUCGGCGACAAGUUCGCUUCCCGCCACGGGCAAAAGGGCAUCAAUUCGUUCCUGUGGCCGGUCGAGUCCCUUCCGUUCUCAGAAAGCGGUGUGGUGCCGGACAUCAUUUUCAACCCGCACGGCUUCCCGAGUCGGAUGACCAUCGGUAUGAUGAUCGAGUCUAUGGCUGGUAAGGGAGCCGCGAUGCACGGUGCAGGAUAUGAUGCUUCUCCGUUCGUCUUCAACGAAAACAACACGGCCAUUGACCAUUUUGGCACGCUAUUAAAGAAAGCCGGCUACAAUUACUUCGGGGAAGAGACGAUGUAUUCGGGAAUCGACGGCCGCGAGUUUACCGUGCAAAUUUUCUUCGGAAUCGUCUACUACCAGCGCCUGCGUCACAUGAUUGCCGAUAAAUUCCAGGUACGCGCAACCGGGUCGGUCGACUACGUUACACACCAACCGGUGAAGGGAAGGAAGAAGGGCGGAGGUAUCCGUUUCGGUGAAAUGGAACGUGAUGCCAUCAUCUCACAUGGUGCAUCUUUUAUGCUACAGGAUCGUCUAUUGAACUGCUCGGAUCGCGAUAUCGCACACGUUUGCCGAAAAUGCGGUUCUCUUCUGUCAGUGCUAGCCGGAACAAUCGCCCAGCGAACUAUGCAAAAGGGUGGCAAGACGUAUAAGUCUACUACGGACUAUACGGACAGGCCAAUGUGCCGCUUCUGCGACACUGACAAGGACGUGUACGUGAUCCAGCUGCCACAUGUCCUCCGUUUCCUGGUGGCUGAACUGGCAGCCAUGAAUGUGCGACUCGUGGCCGGAAUCGAGCACCCUACGAAGAUCCGAAGA